This is a messenger RNA of Rangifer tarandus platyrhynchus (Svalbard reindeer), 387 nucleotides long. The record is from the annotation of a GenBank genome assembly. Lineage: Eukaryota; Metazoa; Chordata; Mammalia; Artiodactyla; Cervidae.
AUGAGGGAAGGUAAGAGGUCUAGGGAGGUCUACAUGGUCCUGCUCCGGGAGCCUUCAGCCUGUGCCUGCCUGCAGCUCCUGGGCCCGGGAGGCACAGGCAGGCCGGUCGAGGUGGCCAGAGACGCCACCUGCAUCCUGCUCCUCCUCCCUCCGCAGACCCAAGAUGGAGCAGAGGGUGGCAGUCCCGUGAGUGGGGAGCCAGGCCCCGUGUGCCCCUCCGUGCGGCCUCCCCCUGGGAGCAGAGCCACCCCCCACGGCAACAUUCGUCACCUGGCACGUCUGCAGGGCAGGACAGGACCAUUCAUCUCCACGGCUCCCUUCCCAGGCUGCAGGCGGGAACCGGACAGCAAUGUGAUAGCUCAGCGAACAUCCGUCCAUGUGGAAUGA